Messenger RNA from Vombatus ursinus (common wombat), 1392 nucleotides. RefSeq lists its product as uncharacterized. Bases 1 to 1392 code for a protein of 463 amino acids. NCBI's taxonomy places the organism in Eukaryota, Metazoa, Chordata, Mammalia, Diprotodontia, Vombatidae. The record is from RefSeq and is a predicted model, not a curated record. The transcript has 5 exons.
AUGCUCAGGGUGUCAGUGAAGAUGGCAAGAACACGUCCAGGGAGAAGCAAAGGCAUGUCUGGGGCUGGCUCUCAUGAAUCACGAGAGCAUGGUCCCAGGAAUGUGGCAUUUGAAGAGAAUGCUGGUGGCAGGUUUCGCCCUCGGGGAGGAUUGGGGUGGCCACCCGGAAGACAGACCCUAUAUAGACCAACGCCCCAGCUUGCUCGGGGGAUUCCUCCUCCCUGCCCGCCGUCCCCCGGGGAGGGAAUCCGGAGACGUCCGAAGCGGAACCCACCGAGAGGAGCUCGCUCGGGGUCCGGCAAAAGAACCGGACAGCUGGCGCCCGAACAGGGACCUCCGUCCCCGCCGAGCGAGAUCGUGGUCCCCAGUGGCUACCUACGAAAAACACAAGAUUGUGCACCGACGAACCGACGAAGAAGGAGACACCGUCAAAAGAGGAGGCGUCGGAAGAACCGCACGGAAAAGAAAAGGAGAAUGGAUAAGUUGAUGUUGCUCCUGGGGCUGCUUGGCAGCCUCCAGGUAACGUCCGGGGCCCAUAUUCCCCUACUCCGAACCACCAACUCCACACCACCCUAUGUGUAUUGGACAGUCAUCCCAGGGUUUCCCCAUGCGGCACCAGCGACAUGGGUGGGUGACCCGGUGCCCCUGAGGUUGGCGGGAUCAGGCUCCCUGGUCCUGGGCGGCCAUAGCAGCCUUGGCCCAGUGGUCGCCAGGGUACUUAAUAAGACAGUUACCUGGGAAUCAAAGCAUCUCCCCAUAUGCCUGACCAAGGCUGUCUCCGACCCGUGGUGUGCCCAGGUACAGAACAUGACCAUCAGAGAGACGCCACACGGGCCCCACUCCAACCUUGGUCAGGGGGAUUUCUUACAUAUGUGGGCCAUUGCAGCUAAGAAUAGAUCGGCAGCCUUCCAGCGCUUGCUGCAGGCUGCUGGGAGCAAUUGCUCUGGGUCCAAUAAGUCCAGGCCGGAUGUCCCAUGUAACAGGAAGGACUGGCUUAAUGCCACCGGCUCACUCUUUGAGAACAGUGACCCUCCAUCCUCCCCAUUACCCCCUUGUCAUCCCACUCCUAACAUGUUUGAUGUUAUGCAAGUAUGUUCUACAGGGCAUCUGGUGUGGGGACCCGAGUUUAACACAACAUUGAAAACUGAGGUGUACUUCAUGGAUGGAUUCCCCGGACCCUACUUUCCUGCCCCCGUACCACACGUGCUGCAUAACGCCACCCUGCAGACGCAACUCCACCUGUGGAAGGCCGCCGCUGCUUUCGGAGAGGUCAUCCACAUGACGGACAAUUCCGCCCCUUUAGCGGAUAAUGCCACGAUCAACCGAGCGUGGUUUGACCGCCUCUUUAAAGAAGGAUACACAUGCACCGAACACCUUCACAAGGGACACUGA